Messenger RNA from Medioppia subpectinata, 429 nucleotides. NCBI's taxonomy places the organism in Eukaryota, Metazoa, Arthropoda, Arachnida, Sarcoptiformes, Oppiidae. The record is from the annotation of a GenBank genome assembly.
ACUAUAGCUCUCUUGUCGGCCAUUGUGUCGCUCAGCGCCGGCUUUAUAGUGGGCGGCAUUGGCGGAGGUUUCGCCGCCGGAGGACUGGGACUGUCAGGACUGUCCUCUUCGUCGUCGUCCCACUUCUCGUCGGGCAUCUCGUCGUCCGCUUUCUCAUCGCCGGCCGUCUCAGUGACCAAAACGAUUGUCUCGCAACCAAUGAUCACCAAAACAGUGGAAACAUCGGUCAUACAGCCGGCUGUGAUUCAGGAGACGUCGUUCAUAGAGUCGUCGCCCGUCAUCAGCCAUAGUCACCACUCUUUUGGCCACCAAAGUGUCGGUUUUGGCGGUCAUUCGCACGGCUUUGGCGCUGGUUUUGGUGUCGGCGGCGGUGCUAUCGGCGGUGGUGUAGGCUUUGGCGGCGGGUUUGCGAUCGGCAAAAGGAGAUGA